Arachis duranensis is the source of this 642-nucleotide messenger RNA. RefSeq lists its product as uncharacterized. Lineage: Eukaryota; Viridiplantae; Streptophyta; Magnoliopsida; Fabales; Fabaceae. Bases 1 to 642 code for a protein of 213 amino acids. The transcript has a single exon. The record is from RefSeq and is a predicted model, not a curated record.
AUGAUGUUCAUGAAUAAGGAUUGCGACCCGAUUCUAUGUCGUACCUUCCCAACUUUCCUAGAUGGAGUCGCCCUAAUUUGGUUUUCCAACCUCCCUGAAGGUUACAUUUCGAACUUUGACGAACUAUCAGACCAGUUCGUCAACCACUUCGCCGCAUCCAAAAUAUAUGUCCACAACUUUGAUUACCUAAGCACCAUCAAACAGGGACCAAACGAAAGCCUAAAAGAUUACAUGACCAGGUUUGCCGAAGCAACCAACGAGAUACCUAACAUAAACCCCGAAGUCCACCUCCACGCCUUAAAGAGCGGCCUCCAACCAAGAAAAUUUCAAGAAUCCAUAGUCAUCGCAAAGCCAAAGACCUUGGUCGAGUUCCGCAAAAAAGCAACGACACAGAUCGAAGUCGAAGAAUUCCGAACACUGCGAAGAGCAGAUAAACCUAUCUCAAACAGAGAGGAGGAAAGGCAAAACUGGCAAUCAAACGGCAGAACAGAUCAGAGAACGUCCAGGCUAACACCCAAAUUCGACAACUACACCCCCCCUAAAUGCAAAAAGGGAGGACAUCAUAAAGGACAUAUUGAACUCAAAACUCAUCAAACCCCCAAACAGGGCCGGUACAUAUCAGGACCAACGACACGUGGAUAG